AUGGGCGACUGGAGCCUUCUGGGGAGACUAUUGGAUGCUGCACAGGAGCACUCCACGGUCAUUGGCAAGGUCUGGCUGACAGUCCUGUUCAUCUUCAGAAUCUUGGUGCUGGGAGUUGCUGCGGAGGAUGUGUGGGGAGACGAGCAGUCAGACUUCACCUGCAACACGCAGCAGCCGGGCUGCGAGAACGUCUGCUACGACAAGGCCUUCCCCAUCUCCCACACCCGCUUCUGGGUGCUCCAGAUAAUCUUCGUGUCCACGCCCACCCUCAUCUACCUGGGGCACGUGCUGCAUAUCGUGCGCAGGGAACAGAAGAAGAAAGAGAGGGAAGAGCAGCUGAAGGGAGACAGUGACCAUGGCCAGGACAGGCCCCCAGUACGGGAUGACCGGGGCAAGGUCCGCAUUUCCGGGGCCUUGCUCGGGACCUACAUCUUCAGCAUCGUCUUUAAAACACUGUUUGAGGUGGGCUUCAUCGUUGGUCAGUACUACCUGUAUGGCUUUCAGCUGAAGCCAAACUAUGUCUGUGACCGGUCGCCCUGCCCCAACACCGUGGACUGCUUCAUCUCCAGGCCCACGGAGAAGACCAUCUUCAUCAUCUUCAUGCUGGCCGUGGCCGGCCUGUCCCUCCUUCUCAACGUGCUGGAGCUCUACCACCUCGGCUGGAAGAAGCUUAAACAGGGCAUAACCCAUCCUGUUAGCCCAGACACCCCUAAAUCCAGGACGAGGGCCACAAAAGCUGACGGUGUGACCCCACCUUCCUUCCAGUAGGCUCCAUCCACCAGUGUCGUGGGGUGCCUGCCACACUGUACUCACUCUGCCUCUUCCCUGGGACAGGCUAUGACAGUCAGUCCCAGGGUCCCUUCACCAGCACAGGAGAAGGGCCACUCUGACAAAUUGUAUGACAGCAGCCACAACCUGCUAGUGGCCGAGCAGAACUGGGGGAUGGCCAAGCAACAGAUUUCUGGGAGGAAGGCCUUCCUGCCAGUGUCCACGUCUUCCUCCUUGACCCCUACAGGCAGCCCACCACCACCCCCUCGCGAGGGCAGAGCAGGCAGCAAAGAGCCUGUCCUGUUGUAGCAUGGGGACAGCACCAGCCUGGGAGACAGCAGAUUGGAAGUGACCCCCGAUGAGGGGGAGCCUGCAGUGACCCCCGAGCGGGAGGCAGCAGUGACCCCCGAGGGGGAGAUGCAUGUGCCACCUUUGCUCCCCACUGACCCCAGACCGCCAAGCAAGGUCAGCAGUUCCAGCAGCAGUCGGGCCAGACCCAGUGACUUGGCCAUCUAG
This is a messenger RNA of Rhinolophus ferrumequinum (greater horseshoe bat), 1284 nucleotides long. RefSeq names its product gap junction alpha-3 protein-like. NCBI's taxonomy places the organism in Eukaryota, Metazoa, Chordata, Mammalia, Chiroptera, Rhinolophidae. Gene Ontology annotation, biological process: cell communication. Gene Ontology annotation, cellular component: connexin complex. The record is from RefSeq and is a predicted model, not a curated record. The transcript has a single exon.